Eptesicus fuscus (big brown bat) is the source of this 1689-nucleotide messenger RNA. RefSeq names its product disintegrin and metalloproteinase domain-containing protein 21-like. Lineage: Eukaryota; Metazoa; Chordata; Mammalia; Chiroptera; Vespertilionidae. Gene Ontology annotation, cellular component: external side of plasma membrane; plasma membrane; sperm head plasma membrane. Gene Ontology annotation, molecular function: metalloendopeptidase activity. The record is from RefSeq and is a predicted model, not a curated record. The transcript has a single exon. Gene Ontology annotation, biological process: proteolysis; male gonad development.
AUGAGGCUGGCAGAGGGUCCGGUCACCCUCAGGACGCCCCUCUUGCUGCUUGGGCUCUGGGUGGUGCUGGCUCCAGCCCCGUGUUCUCAAGGUCGUCCCUCCUGGCGCUACAUCUCCUCGGAGGUGGUGAUUCCCAGGAAGGAGCUGCACCAUGGCAAAGCCGUGCUGGCAGCAGGCUGGCUCUCCUACAGCCUGAGGUUCGGGGGCCAGAGACACGUCCUCCACAUGCGGCGAAAGAGACUCUUUUGGCCUGGACAGCUGGUGGUGAUGACGCAGGAUGACCAGGGGGCCUUGCAGGUGGACUACCUCUAUUUCCCUCUCGACUGUUACUACCUGGGCUACCUUGAGGACGUCCCUCUCUCCAUGGUCACCGUGGACACGUGCUAUGGGGGCCUGGAAGGCAUCAUGAAGGUGGAUGACCUGGCCUAUGAAAUCAAACCCCUCAAGGAUUCCCAGAGGUUUGAGCACAUCGUUUCUCAGAUCGUAGCCGACACUAACGCCAUAGGACCCAUGUCCACGCUGGGACACAAGGCUGAGAGGUACCCACCUCUCUCUGACUCGAACCCCAGUGCAGCCUCCAGGGUCAGCAGUAAGCUCUAUUCAUCCCACCUUGUAACUAUGAAAGGCUGUCUCAUGAGUGCCCAUUCCAUUUAUACUAUGUACAAGAAUGUGUCACAGUGUGCCCAAUUCCUGGUACAUCUAGGUAGUUUAAUAGAUGCCAUGUUGAGAGGUCUUAAUAUGAGGUUCUACAUCAGCCUCAUCGUCAUUUAUAAUAAGGGAGAGCCUGCAGACAUGAGCAACUAUGCUGUGCCACAAGGUCCAUAUGCUCAGAAUUAUAUUAACAACAUUUUCAAGUAUUUUCUUACAUAUCCAUCCUUGAUUGUGAACAGACAUGGGCCCCAUGAACUUAAUCAUCGACCAUACCUAUACGCGAUAUGCAGUAAAACAAAUCUCAUCUUUCUGGGCCACCUAUCCAGACAUUAUUUAUUGUUAUCAAUUAUAGCCUCCCACCAAAUAGGGGUUCUUUUCGGUCUGUAUUUAGAUAUGAGCGACUGUGUUUGCCAGAGAAGGGCCACCUGCAUCAUGUACAGGUACCCUGUGUUGACAGAUUCAUUCACUAACUGUUCCUUUGCACACACACAACACAUUCUUAAUAAAAAUGUAGGCCGCUGCCUCUUCAGAGAAAUAGUGUAUUCAAACAGAAGGUUUUACAGGCUGUACCUUAGGAGGAGAAGGUGACAAAUCCUGACACCCAUUCAAUGUGGAAACUCUGUGGUGGAAGACAAAGAGCAGUGUGACUGUGGGACCUUCAAGCGGUGUUACACCAACCCAUGCUGUGACAGUGACUGCCGCUUUACACCUGGGAACAUUUGUAACGGGGAAACCUGCUGCACAAACUGCACCUACACGCCUGCGGGGACGCUCUGCAGACCAAUCCAGAACAUCUGUGACCUUCCCGAGUACUGCAAGGGGAAGGACACGCGGUGCCCCAGUGAUUUUUAUCUGCAAGAUGGAACCCCAUGCACCGAGGAUGGCUACUGCUACCAUGGCAAUUGUACGGACCGCAGUAUGCACUGCAAGGAGAUCUUUGGGGAAGGGAAACAAAAACAGGACCAAAAUGAGACUUUUUGUUACACUCUGAAGAGUGGGUGUCCAUUUCACAGGAUCACCAAGAGACCUAAUAAUUAA